CUCGUCGCAAUUGUGGCAUUUAUAGUUUGAAUACCUUUGCCUGGCUGGCAAGUUCGAUAUUGUUCUGAAUUCGUGGGCUCACACUUGAUCAACUCUCUUCCCUAUUCCUCUACUAAUUUAUCAAUGACAACGUCUCAAUUGACCAUGGACAAUGCUAAUGUUUACAGCAAAUUUCUUGCGAUCAUAGACUCAGAGUCGUCUCUAGUCUUGUGGAUGGCUUCGGCCGAGGUGGACCAGAAGGCCUUGGGCAACUUUGCCGCCAUAACAAGCCUGGAAAAUCCGUUCUUGUCUGCUAUGCUAUACAAGAUUCUAGGUCUCUCGGUGAUGCUAUCGAAGAAACUCCUUCGCGCGCGACGGCUACGGCGACUAGACCCUUCUCGCGAAACCAAGUCGCUCCAGCUGUACCACCAUAUUAUAUGGCUCUCACGGGAGGGCCUGCUGAUUCUUGAAGAAUUCGUUCUACCCAUGGUAGACGCCCAUGUUGAGUUAAAAAUUCUAGCCUACAAGCUCAGAGCUUCGUUCUACCAUAUAUUUGUCUUGUUCCAUAAUCAACCCGCCAUCCACUCACCGGGGAUUCUCAGCCUUUCCAGCAACGCAACUGUGUCCGGCGAACCAUCUGAGCCGGACACACCAACCAGGGAGCAAAAAUCGCGAUUCUCAUUCAGGUCGAAAGCAGAUGUCAUUUCAGUACCGGAACGGUCACCAGACUCUUCGAACCACACAUCUCGAGUCAAGAUCCCCCCGGUCCAAGUUCCUCCUGGUUUAGCGCCGGUUCAACCUCCGCAGACGACGUCCUCCUUUUUGUUACCGGCUCUCGAUUAUACCCCGACGGCUACCGCCUGCUUCAAUCACGCGGCUCUUUUGGCAGAGCAAUUUCUUCCAGGGUCUCACCCUCUGCGCUUAUCCAUCAAGCUCGAAUACGCCGCCUAUCUCUACGAUUGUCUGCAGGACUCUAAUGCCUGUCGGAAGUUAGCGAAGCAAGCCAUCGCAGAUGUCUACAAUGCCCAGGAGGGGAUGGACGAUGAAAGUUUCGAGGAUGCCGCAGAGAUCGUCGGAAUUCUGGGUAAGAUGGUGAAGCGCGGGGCUAAGAAGAGCAGCCAUGGAGGUAGCACGACACGUAGCCUGACCCCGAAAGGCGAAAGUUCACGAAGUGACGAAAAUCGAACUCCGCCAUCCAAGAAGACUGCAUCCCGUCUCGUCAAGACCACGACACCACCGACCACGACGAUCACAACGCCCAGGACCCCCAAGACACCCAAGUCGGCCCAGAAUGAAUUACCCCCCGCUGUUCCUCGUCCGAAUAUGAUAAACCCUAUUUGAUACCCGAUACCCCAUCCAUGAAUAAUAGUGUAUAGGUUUGACGAGAGUUGCAGCGAUAUGUUUAUGGUGUGAUGGGUCGUCGGUAACUAGUUUUGGAUUUUUUCCUCCUAUGUAUCUUCUAACAUUCUUGUAUUUUGUUCUGUCUACAUUCUGAGGACGUCUGACUGCUGAUAUUCUUUUGUAUUUUUUUUUUUUUU
Molecule: messenger RNA, 1517 nt
Organism: Aspergillus ochraceoroseus IBT 24754
Lineage: Eukaryota; Fungi; Ascomycota; Eurotiomycetes; Eurotiales; Aspergillaceae
Gene: erg27
Product: protein erg27
Exons: 1
Coding region: 214-1320 (368 amino acids)
Biological process (GO): signal transduction
Cellular component (GO): cytoplasm
Source: RefSeq, a predicted model, not a curated record